Messenger RNA from Medioppia subpectinata, 225 nucleotides. The record is from the annotation of a GenBank genome assembly. Lineage: Eukaryota; Metazoa; Arthropoda; Arachnida; Sarcoptiformes; Oppiidae.
AUGUUUUUGAAAAAUAAACGGUCGGCUGACAUGAAAGCUCUCGGAGAAAAAGUGGAGAAGACCUUUCAAAAAGAGUGUAUAGGAAAGGCGGGUGAUAUUAGUAAGUUCAAAAAGGUUGAUCUGACCAAGCUUAUUGAAAAGUCCACAGAUCACAAAGAAUGGGAGAAAUUAGAGUGCAACUUCUCUUGGGUGAACUUCUCUUGGCUGAACACCUCCUUUGAAUGA